AUGACAACAAAUACACCAUUUACAGAAGAAGAAAUAAAGCUUAUCUCAGAAAAACUACAGCGAUCUCUUGGACCAGAGUUUUUAACACAGCGACCAGGACCAUCAGGGCGAUUGACUUACAUUGAAGGCAAAACUGCAAUCAAUCUAGCAAAUGAAAUCUUUGGUUUCAAUGGUUGGACUUCAGAAAUAAAGGACACUACCGUCGACUUUGCAGAUGUGCUUGAAAAUGGACGUGUUAACCUUGGUGUAUCAGUGACUGUGAGAGUUAGCCUAAAGGAUGGAACAUUUCAUGAGGACAUUGGCUACGGAUCUGCAGAAAAUAGCAAAAGCAAAGCAAUCGCAUUUGAGAAAGCCAAAAAACAAGCAGUCACAGAUGCCACAAAGCGAACUUUGCGCAACUUUGGCAACGCGUUAGGAAAUUGUAUCUAUGACAAAGUUUAUUUAAGCGGUAUAGCAAGGAUGGCAAACCCUCAAAUCAAAUUUACUCCAGCCAAUCUUUAUCGACACAGUCAAUUCGAUACAUCCAAGAGCGCGUCUACGUCUGAUGCUACUACUACUAACUUUAGCGCGCCUACUACUUCCACUGCAAACGUGCGGCAGUCAAAAAAUAUCACAAAUACCAAACCUGAGAUUGUGGACACAAAUGAUUCAGUUCGAUCAGCCCAUGUACCUGCCACCACAUCCUCUGCACCUCAAUCUAUACCACCUUAUCAGCCUUUGAUACCAGAGGAUGGUUUUUCAUAUGAGGGUGAUGAUAUGUUUGAUCAGGACUUUAAUGAAACAGACUUACAAGCAUUAGAAUGUAGAAUGAAUCUGGAACAUCGUGAAAAUUCAUUUUCAAUCCUUAGAGAGGAAGAAUAUGUACCUACAGAACAGGAGAGAAAUGAUUUGAAUGACAGAAAAAGGUAA
This is a messenger RNA of Rhizopus microsporus ATCC 52813, 909 nucleotides long. Its product is annotated as recombinase RAD52. Gene Ontology annotation, biological process: mitotic recombination; double-strand break repair via single-strand annealing; double-strand break repair via homologous recombination. The transcript has 7 exons. Bases 1 to 909 code for a protein of 302 amino acids. Lineage: Eukaryota; Fungi; Mucoromycota; Mucoromycetes; Mucorales; Rhizopodaceae. The record is from RefSeq and is a predicted model, not a curated record. Gene Ontology annotation, cellular component: nucleus.